UUCGCACUUCCCAGGGUGUGCAAAGUUUCACUUUUUCCGCACUAGUGCCUAAAAGUUGCUCAAAGAGGCCUUAAUAUAUUUUAGAAAUAAAUAAUUACAAUAUUCUAUUCAUUUAAAAUCAAGAUAUUUAAUUGCCAAUAAGAGACAAAUUAUUUUAUUUCUUCCAGGCACUCCUGCCAGAAAAAUGUCAAUAUUUUGAUCUUUAUUGUAUGGAUUUCCAUAAUUUUUUCAGUAGUUGCUUAAAUAGGCCUUGGAGUAUCCUUGAAAUCAAUAAUUGCAAACUUUUACCCCAAGAACUCAAGAUAUUUAUUUGCAAAUAAGAGACAAAUUAUUUUAUUUCUUCCAGGCACUCCUGUCAGAAAAAUGUCAAUAUUUUGAUUUUUAUUGUAUGGAUUUCCAUAAUUUUUUCAGUAGUUGCUUAAAUAGGCCUUGGAAUAUCCUAGAAAUCAAUAAUUGCAAACUUUUACUACAAGAACUCAAGAUAUUUACUUGCAAAUAAGAGACAAAUUAUUUUAUUUCUUCCAGGCACUCCUGCCAGAAAAAUGUCAAUAUUUUGAUUUUUAUUGUAUGGAUUUCCAUAAUUUUUUCAGUAGUUGCUUAAAUAGGCCUUGGAGUAUCCUAGAAAUUAAUAAUUGCAAACUUUUACCCCAAGAACUCAAGAUAUUUAUUUGCAAAUAAGAGACAAAAAAUAUUUUAUUUCUUCCAGGCACUCCUGCCAGAAAAAUGUCAAUAUUUUGAUUUUUAUUGUAUGGAUUUCCAUAAUUUUUUCAGUAGUUGCCUAAAUAGGCCUUGGAGUAUCCUAGAAAUCAAUAUUUGCAAAGUUUUACCGCAAGAACUCAAGAUAUUUAUUUGCAAAUAAGAGACAAAUUAUUUUAUUUCUUCCAGGCACUCCUGUCAGAAAAAUGUCAAUAUUUUGAUUUUUAUUGUAUGGAUUUCCAUAAUUUUUUCAGUAGUUGCCUAAAUAGGCCUUGGAGUAUCCUAGAAAUCAAUAUUUGCAAACUUUUACCACAAGAACUCAAUAUAUUUAUUUGCAAAUAAGAGACAAAUUAUUUUAUUUCUUCCAGGCACUCCUGUCAGAAAAAUGUCAAUAUUUUGAUUUUUAUUUUAUGGAUUUCCAUAAUUUUUUCAGUAGUUGCCUAAAUAGGCCUUGGAGUAUCCUAGAAAUCAAUAUUUGCAAAGUUUUACCGCAAGAACUCAAGAUAUUUAUUUGCAAAUAAGAGACAAAUUAUUUUAUUUCUUCCAGGCACUCCUGUCAGAAAAAUGUCAAUAUUUUGAUUUUUAUUGUAUGGAUUUCCAUAAUUUUUUCAGUAGUUGCCUAAAUAGGCCUUGGAGUAUCCUAGAAAUCAAUAUUUGCAAACUUUUACCACAAGAACUCAAUAUAUUUAUUUGCAAAUAAGAGACAAAUUAUUUUAUUUCUUCCAGGCACUCCUGUCAGAAAAAUGUCAAUAUUUUGAUUUUUAUUUUAUGGAUUUCCAUAAUUUUUUCAGUAGUUGCCUAAAUAGGCCUUGGAGUAUCCUAGAAAUCAAUAUUUGCAAAGUUUUACCGCCAGAACUCAAGAUAUUUAUUUGCAAAUAAGAGACAAAUUAUUUUAUUUCUUCCAGGCACUCCUGUCAGAAAAAUGUCAAUAUUUUGAUUUUUAUUGUAUGGAUUUCCAUAAUUUUUUCAGUAGUUGCCUAAAUAGGCCUUGGAGUAUCCUAGAAAUCAAUAUUUGCAAACUUUUACCACAAGAACUCAAUAUAUUUAUUUGCAAAUAAGAGACAAAUUAUUUUAUUUCUUCCAGGCACUCCUGUCAGAAAAAUGUCAAUAUUUUGAUUUUUAUUGUAUGGAUUUCCAUAAUUUUUUUAGUAGUUGCUUAAAUAGGCCUCGGAGUAUCCUAGAAAUUAAUAAUUGCAAACUUUUACCCCAAGAACUCUAGAUAUUUAUUUGCAAAUAAGAGACAAAUUAAUUUAUUUCUUCCAGGCAUUCCUGUCAGAAAAAAGUCAAUAUCUCGAUUGUUAGUAUAUGGAUUUUAGCAAUUCUUUACUAAAAAAUUAACAAAGUUUAAUUUUUUCUUACCCAAAAUGAUUUUUCAAGUUUCAAAAUGGCGGCUGACGGAAGCCAUUUUGAAAUGAUUCCAUAAUUUCCAUUGCCUUCAGGUUUACUACCUUUAUUUUAAGAUGGCGACCAUUUUUACAGCAAAGUAUAUAUUCAUAUAUAGUUGAGGUACUUACCUCUAAUGUUAAAAUAAAAAUGCUUUUUCCUCAAUUUUCUCUACUCUUAACUUUCGAUUCGCUUUUGGGAGUGGCAACAUUCAAAACGUGCCACGCCCAAAUUUAAAAAAGACAUCACAAAAAAAUUACUGGUAAAUUGAUGACUUACCGCAGGAUAUGAAUAAGACAAGAACAUAAGUAGUAUUUUAACUUUAUUUACCUUUUGACACGUUUCUCGGAUCAACAAAAGAUAAUAAAACUAUUGUUUUUAACAUAUAUAGUUAGUCACCUAAUAGGGAUUUAUUGUUAAAAGCAUUGUAACAAUAUCCUUAUAAGUAUAUUUCUCAGUUUUACGAUAUAUUAAAGAUAUAGUACAAGUCCUUAUAUAUUAACGUUAAAAAUCAAAAAUUCCACUAGUCUCUAAAAGGUAUAAGGCAAAAACGUCAGGUUUUUCCUAAACAUAUCGAUACCAUAUCAAUAUACUGCAUAUAUAACCCAAUAAUUGCUCGUGAAGCCCUAACAUACAGUAUCUUAUUAUUAAUUGAUAUCGAUCCAUCAAAAUGUGCAACUUCGUUAUUGGAAUAUGUGUGUUAUUUCUUUUUGUACAAGGUGGACACGGACAAAUUACAUGUUACAAAUGUAACUCGUAUCACGACAACAAUAAAACAGCUUGUCUGGAUCCCUUUUACCCCGAUCACAUUUCCACCAGAACUUGCGCGAGCAACUUCGUCUGCACCAAAGUAUCUUAUUAUACCCAAGGUACAUUUGUAACAUCCAGAUCUUGCGACCAAAAAAAGUCCAACACAUGCGGAGAUAUUGAAAAUACUAUGCGAGAUCACUAUGAUGAUUUAUCCAGUUAUAAAUGUCUUGCUUGUGAAAAAGAUUUGUGCAAUAAGGGUCUUACUAUGUCGGGUUCUAUGGCCAUGGCUUUAGUUAGUACAGUUGUUUUUGUAACAAUAUUUUAA
This is a messenger RNA of Anthonomus grandis grandis, 3154 nucleotides long. RefSeq lists its product as uncharacterized. The transcript is spliced from 3 exons. Gene Ontology annotation, biological process: positive regulation of voltage-gated potassium channel activity; sleep; regulation of synaptic transmission, cholinergic. The record is from RefSeq and is a predicted model, not a curated record. The coding region runs from base 2750 to 3154 and encodes 134 amino acids. Lineage: Eukaryota; Metazoa; Arthropoda; Insecta; Coleoptera; Curculionidae.